GUAUAAUUAUUAGGGAUACAAUUCAAGAUGGAGGGACGUCCAAUUUCGGAUCUUAAAGUUGCUGAGCUUCGUAAAGAGUUAGAGAAGCGCAACAAAGAUAAAACCGGCGUUAAACAGGUGUUGCUGGAUCGUCUUAAAGAGACUUUAGAAAAGGAUGGUCACGAUCCUCAGACCUAUCGUUUCAGGGAUGAUGAUAGUGUUAAAACUGACCAGGAAGUAUCUGAUCAUUCGCCUGUAAAUGGUGAUGGACAAGGAGCUGAGAAAGUUGGAUCCAUCACAAAAAGACGUAGUCCGUCAGAUGACGUAUUGAGUGAUGAAUAUAUCAGUGAACAUUCAUUGCAGAAGAAAAUUACGGAAGAAACUGUCCCAUACGUUGUCCAAGUUGGUGAGCAAGAGGAAGAUUUAGAUUAUGAUUUGAAAUGUGGAAAUAAUGACGUAUCCGAAGUUGCAGGCGAUAGCAAAGAUAUCCAGACCAAAGAUGAAGAACUUGGCAAACAUGAAAAUAAACCAGAAAGUGCAGUUACUACUCACCAGAUUAGUGAAAGCUGUAGAAAUUUGUGGAUAAGUAACUUGCCGAAAUUGGUGAAGGCUGCAGAUUUAAAGCAACAUUUUAGCAAGGCGGGGAAGGUAGUAUCAGCUACUGUGGUUAUGAGCACCCGCACACCUGGAGGUUGCUUUGGAUUUAUACAGAUGGCUUCUGCUGAGGAGGCAGCAUCUGCUGCUAGAGCCUAUGAUUUAGCAGAGUUUGGAGGAUGCAUACUGCGUGUUGAAGCUACAGAGCGAAAAGCACCAAUUCAGUCAAACAAAACAAAUGAUCGAGUAGCUGGAUUAAACAAAUCAAAAACUAAUAUGCCUGAUUCUCGGCGGACGGUAUCCAAACCGUUGGUACCUCGGAGACGAUAUAUUGCCAACAGACAGCGACAAUUGCGUCGUGCUGCCAUCAGAACUGCUAUUUUGAGGGAACAACGGAAAAGGUCUGAAUAUUUGUCCGUUAAUAAUCGUCCACAUCCCACUAAGAAAACUCCUAUCAGAAGGCCUUUAUACCAGUUGACUAGACCAAAUUAUAGAGUGUCAAAGGAUAGUUUGCGUUCACGAGGCGGUCUGGCCCUUGUAUCUAGACAUAAAAGUAUUUCACAGCGACAAAGCUCUUCACGGAUCAACACCAAUCAUGGGACGCAAUCUCUGUUACGGAGAAGAUUAAAUUAUACUAUCAAUAGAAGGCUACGUGAGCCGAUUCGUGUCCACAAAAGUGCCAGUAUUUCACGUCGGUCGUCCAAAUCAUUUUUGCCUAGAGUACGCAGAAAUCCAAAUAUAUGUCCAGAAAACCAUCGAACCUAUCUUUCUCCACCUUCCCGUUUAAUUCCCUUGGAUUCGCUUACUUCAAAACGAAACCCAGCCUUUCGCAGUAAUCGUCCUGUAGAAAGAGAUUUACGCGAACCGUAUCGCCCUGUUUUGCCAGAACGAAAGUACCAUCCUCAAUCACCUGGUCGAUCACAUGAAUCAAGUCGGUACUCACGAAACAUUCAAUCAUCAGUCUAUUCAGAAAGAAACACGGUGAAGCCAGUAUACGACAGUCGUUCUCGUCAAAGUCACUUGACGACUCGUUCUGAACCUCGCACUCCCUAAAAUCUAUCGAGGAUGCAGAAGUAUAUUUAUCUGAGUGAAGUAUGUAAGUUAUCCUUGUAAAACUUGGAUUCUCAUUUAAGAGUUAUAUUCGUCCUAAUAGUUUGAGACUGCACAUCAGUCGCAUGUGAUAUGCACACUGAAGAUCAAUAGGUCUACAAUACUGUUGUGGUUUGUCUACUAGUCUAUACGAAUUACAGCAAUUUUGAAAGUCGAAAAAUGCCCGUAGUCUCUCGUACGGAUAUGUAUUCUGAGGAACGUUAUCGAACUCAUGAUAGUCAUCUAUCUGAAGUACGCAGAAAUCAGUUGAGGUCAAACCCCCCAACUUCACGAAUGAGAGUUGAGGAGAGUAAACGAGUGUACCGUGCAGUUAGUAGAAGCCCACCAAGGUCAAGAGAUUCUACAAUGAUGCGCCCAUAUCCAGUUUCUCUCAAUCUCAACCGCCAUCGCACGGAAACCAGCCAUCGUGGCCGCAGUCCACUCAUGUUACAGUCUACACCACACAGACCUGAAAUUGUGGAGUAUGAACACCGUUCAGAACCAAGAACGAAUUGGCAAACUGAAAGACGUUCCAAAGUCCUCUCAUCUCCAUCACAGUCAUGGAGGCCUGCAAACCAUGCAUUUUUCCUUUCUCCUACGUAUGAAAAUCGAAAUACAGGUCGCCGAUACUAAUAACAUUUAUUGUUUAUUAUAUGUAUACCAAUAUACUAUAUCCAACUUUAACAUGCAAUUCUUUUAUCGAUUACAUUUAGCGAAUGUAUUAAUUUUGCCAAAACCUUUUAUCCAUGAAAGUGUUGGUCUACACUCAUGCAUAUAAAGCAUUUAAUUUAAAAAUGUUUUAUCUUUGAUCAUUCGUACCCCAAAUAUGCUAUUUAUUGAUC
Messenger RNA from Schistosoma rodhaini, 2504 nucleotides. The record is from the annotation of a GenBank genome assembly. NCBI's taxonomy places the organism in Eukaryota, Metazoa, Platyhelminthes, Trematoda, Strigeidida, Schistosomatidae.